Messenger RNA from Notothenia coriiceps (black rockcod), 635 nucleotides. It is a transcript of the gene aanat2, whose product is annotated as arylalkylamine N-acetyltransferase 2. Gene Ontology annotation, biological process: response to light stimulus; circadian rhythm. NCBI's taxonomy places the organism in Eukaryota, Metazoa, Chordata, Actinopteri, Perciformes, Nototheniidae. Gene Ontology annotation, molecular function: aralkylamine N-acetyltransferase activity. The coding region runs from base 9 to 635 and encodes 208 amino acids. The transcript is spliced from 3 exons. Gene Ontology annotation, cellular component: cytoplasm. The record is from RefSeq and is a predicted model, not a curated record.
GAGGCAUCAUGACACAGCAGGUCAGUGGCUCACCGUUCCUCAAGCCUUUUUUUCUGAAGACGCCUGUGAGAGUGGUCAACCCUCUGCGACAGAGACGACACACACUCCCUGCCAGCGAGUUCAGGAACCUCACGCCGCAGGACGCUAUCAGUGUGUUUGAGAUCGAGAGAGAAGCAUUUGUCUCGGUGUCUGGAGAGUGUCCACUUACCCUGGAUGAGGUGCUUAACUUUGUGGGCCAGUGCCCUGAGCUGUCGCUGGGCUGGUUUGAGGAGGGACAGCUGGUAGCUUUCAUCAUCGGCACUGGCUGGGAUAAGGAGAGGCUUUCACAGGAGGCAAUGACUCGGCAUGUUCCAGACACCCCCACUGUGCACAUCCAUGUGUUGUCAGUGCACCGUCACUGUCGCCAGCAAGGCAAGGGCUCCAUCCUCCUCUGGCGCUACUUGCAGUACCUGCGCUGUAUGCCGGGCCUCUGCCGGGCGCUGCUGAUCUGUGAAGACUUCCUGGUGCCCUUCUACGUAAAGGCCGGCUUCAAGGAGAAAGGAACAUCAGCCAUCUCCAUAUGCAACAUGCAAUUCCAAGAGAUGGAGUUCACACUUGGUGGGCAGGCGUUCGUACGGCGGAACAGUGGCUGCUAG